Molecule: messenger RNA, 3920 nt
Organism: Acanthaster planci (crown-of-thorns starfish)
Lineage: Eukaryota; Metazoa; Echinodermata; Asteroidea; Valvatida; Acanthasteridae
Molecular function (GO): protein binding
Source: RefSeq, a predicted model, not a curated record
GUAAAUAAGAGCGUUUUUGUUGUCCCUGUCCCCGACUGUGUACGGCGGCGAGUCUCACGUGGUGGCGGGUUGCCUUGGCGAAACAAACCCUGCUCGCUGCGCUCAUUUCCAGCGGUAAGGUGCUUAAUCGCACUAGGCGGAUUUGAGUACACCGCCGUAUUACAAUGUCACGGCAGGGGUGAGUGAGAGAGCCGACUACGAAAUGCAACGAGACUCGUGUUGGCGAAUGUUGGGAUUAUAAGCAGUAACCACGGAAAGAUUAUCAUAGUCCUUCACAUUUCUAACAAUGUCGCGUAACGAGUGGGUUGUUAGGGUGGUUUCAGGCCCACUUUAAUUUGCAUGCAUGAUUGAUAGUUUCGUCGACAUUCAGCCGCAUUCAGUCGUACACAUUCAGCCGCAAUGUGAUCCUGGCAUGCUCGGCAAAAGACCAUCCCGGAUACGGAAAGACAGGUGUGAAAAAUGGAGCUCCAGAAAAUCUCUAAGCUUUUGUUCAGAGCAACGAGGUGACGUAGUGUCCCCCACUUAUCAACGCAAUGACCCAUGUUGGAGUUCGCGAUAAUACGGGCCGCUUCGUCGAAACCUUCGAGGUCUUCGCCAAACUCCCUGGGCCGGGCUCGCUGGCUCCCAUCAGCGUCCGCCACCAGACCACCGUGGCUGAGCUCAAGUCCCUGAUCGAGCUGGUGUGCGGCAUUCCCACUGACCUCCAGCUUCUCUCCUACCGUCAGCACGCCGUGCUCACGGACGGGGAUACCCUGGGUAAGCUCCUGGUUCUACCCGGGUCGCGCCUGCCUGUGAAGACCGCCUACGGGUACGACGGUCUGGUGGAUGCUGCACUGAGAGGCGACUUGAAGGAGGUCAUGAGGAGCGUUACUAUGACAAAGGAUGCAGACGGGCUGGCGAAGAGGAUGUUUGUAGCUAUGUUCAUCGCAGCACAUAAAGGGUAUCACUAUUUGGUUGAAAGAAUGCUUUGCGAAGGAGCUCAUCCCGAUUCGCAGACCCCCUCAGGAAGAACCGCCCUUCACGUGGCCUGCGCUAUGGGCAAUGGCGGCUGUCUGGACAGCCUGCUACAACACGGCGCCUCGCUGGACGUCCAGGACUCCUCGGGCAAGACGGCCGCUCACACGGCCGCCGCCUGCGGCCAGCAAGGCGCGCAGCGACGCCUCGUCUUGUACUCCAGGAUCCGGGCCGACAGAGCCAUCCGAGAGAAGCCAUGCAGUUGGUCGACGUCCCCGAGGUUUCCCAAGUCGAAGCUGGGGAGCAGCGUGACGCCGACUUUGCCCAUGCAAGAGCUGGCGAUCUCCCCCGGGCCGGAGCUCAUGAUUACGGCAUGGAAUGGUCGCGAGCACCACCAUCACUUCUUGAAGAAGAGACCAUGGUCUGCCAAAGGUUCUCUUUUUCACAGUGACAGCAGUACCUCCAGUGCGGAGAGCUGGGGCUCCUUGAGAGAAGGGAAAAAUCACAGUGCAGCAGCUGAAUCGCAUGAGGACUCCCCGAUUCCACACCACCAAACGCCCGACAAAAACCCGGUGAUGACCAGAUCUGUUCAUCUCCACGAUCGUCCAAGGGCCGCAGCGUCCUCGACGUCCGUCAAGCAGAACAGCAACAGAGCACCGCCAGUCAAAUCAGUCCAGUUUGCUGUCGGUGAGACGCAUUCGAGGCCGUCAAAAGGCAUGUCUAAGUACUCCAGCGACCACAGCGGACAAACUUUUUCUCGACCGCCUAACGCAGAACGGCAUACUACGCAAGAAUCUUUGCUGUCUUUGAAAAGUGCCUUAAGAUCACAGGAUAAUUUUGCUGACGAUCGACAAACACUUGCCUCAGAAAAAAAGAUUAGUGCUAAUGACACAAAAAACGAUUGGUCAACUCCAAAGCGGAACACGACAAAGUCCGCUUCGACUGCAUUCGUGAGUGACAAAACGACAGUUGUAAAUCAACCUGCAGAAAUCGGGUCCGCAUCGUCAGACGAUUUGUCAUCAGAGAGCAGAAGCCAGUCGACGCCAGGGUUGGAUCAAAAAGAAGUCAACAGUUUGACAAUCGAUUAUCUAAACGACAAACUCCGAGCGAUGGUCGGCCUACAAGUCCAACAUCCUCAACGAUUAGAGUUCAUGAAAGAGAAAGAACACGAAGAACUACGCAGUUUCUGGCCAACCAAGAGGACAAGGAAACCCACUCCGGAGGAGAACGAGCAAGCUUUUCGAGACUGGCUGGCGUCCAAGACACAAGACGCCAGGGACAGAAGAUUGGCCGACAGAGUCGGAAGGAUGCUGGACGACGCCUUCGGCAAGAAGGACGAGACACUGAUAGCAGGCGAGGACGAGGACGAAACGCCGAAGAAAGCACCACUGAAAUUCGAGGCCUGGGCCGAAAAGAAGGCGUCCCAACAGCAACAGCAAUCGGCCAAAGCAGCGGCAGAGUCAUCUAGACAAGAGCAGAGGAAGACGGAGCAGCUAGCCGCCCGCCUGGGUAACGGAAAACCAAUGGAAGCCUGGUUGGCCGAGAAGCUGAAGAAGAGGAGACAGGAGAGGAUAGCCGAGAAAGAGCGGGAGACUGAACGACAGCGCCUGAAGGCGGAGCGGGAGAAGGCCGUCGAGGGCGUCUUCCAGAAGUGGUGCAUGCAGAAGGAGUGGGAAGAGCUGCAGAAGCUGAGGGGGAGGCUAAACUCUGGAUGCAAGAGACGCCCCAGGUCCGGGAAUAACAAAACGAAAGCGCAUGGCUCAAGCGCCCAUACCGCAACGAGGCGGACUCGAGCUCACUCUGCGCCGCCUCGGAGGCAGCAAGUGCCCCCUCUAUAGUCUCAAGCAAAAGACAGUCGCUGUAACUCCUGCGAAUUAAUAGAAUUCAGCGCUGUGUGAUGUUUAAAAACAGUGCCGUCUUUUAAAAACGAUGGGGUUUGCAAAAUAAUGUUGUGCAUUUCCAUUUUUCAGCUGGUUCAGCCAUCGUAAAUACUACUCUUGCCAUUUCUCCUUUAGUCCCCUUGGGAUUAUAAUCGGAUUCCCAUUGCCUAUAUAAUCUUGUCAAAUUUGCGCGUAGCAGUGGCGUAUAUAAUUAUUAUAUUUAAUAAUUUUUUUCCUGAAAUCGAUUCCACAUUUUUUCAUUUAUAACAGAUUUUUCACCCCGCCCUCACGAAAUUUGAUAUAUAGUAACGUUUCGAAAGAAUUAGCGCUUUCAAUUACUAAAGACGAAGCAGCAGCAGCAGCAACAUGCUGGGGGAAAGAGGGAGGUAACUUACCCCCUGUCCCCGGCUAGACACGCCUGUAGCGCGCACCAAAAGUCACUUUGUGUUGCUUGGAUGGUUCAAAAAUAUCGCCUGGCUAUCUUUGACAGAUCAAGAGAGGGGAUUUUAAAUGUUUAAGUUUAAUUGCACGGUGGCUUAUACAGCUUGCGGAGAAUUCACUUCGCCAAAUUAACGACAACGGACCGUGUUUUUGUGUCAAGUAAAGUGGAGUUUGAUGAAGGGGAGGGGGAACAUUCCGAUAUGUGACAGAAUGGAAGGGCCAGGUUCGAAGAAUUCACGCUGUCGUAAGAUAAAGCAGUAAUGACAUCCCUUCAAGUAUUAUUCGCCUUGUUAAUUUUUUGAAUUGAGAAUCGGGUUGUUUUACCAGAAAGCAGCAUUUGUGUUUGUUAUCAUAAAAGGAACCAAUUAAAAAUUAAUUGAAUGAAAACUCGCCUACGAGUAAGCAAGGGGUUAUUCUGUUCGUCUUCAUUUAGCAGCAGGGCUUAAGUCAAGUCAGAUUCAAUCUUCUCAGAAAAACGUUUUGGACAAUGGGGUUUAAUAAUUUGUAGUGCUAUGUUUCAGACAAUCACUUGCCACCUAAAAAUGCUGAUAUUAUAGAUGAACGAGCCGUUCUUCAUUGGCGAAGCUGUGGUAUCCGGCGCUUUUGUCGAGCCAAAAUUAACCUGCUGCUAUCUUAUCAGAGUGA